AUGAAUAAUUUGGAAGUCAGUAAGACGAGUGUGAAUGUGAAUAAUAAGGAAUUUGAGGAGGCUGAAGCGUUGAAUGAUAAGAUAGAGAAGCAGCAGAAGGAAAGAACAGUUAAUUAUAACAAAAUUUUCCUUGAAACAUUUACUGAGAGAACUGAAGAAGAGGAAGUGUUUAACGACUAUGAAACAAGAAAAUUAUUCGGAAUCCUUGAACUUGAUUUUAGAGAUGAAAGAUGCUCUAAGUUCUUGAAAGAAAUAAUUGCUAAGAAAAUCCCUCUCCCAGACCUAAGACUUCUUUCUUUGAGAUAUAUUGAAGAAGAUGACGAGGAUCUGAAGACUGUCAUGACUAAUAUCGUUGUGAAGGUCCAAAGCUUGUUCUUUAAUAACCACGCCAAGACUAAAUAUAGAAUUAAGAAGAUAGACAUAGGAAAUUAUAUAGAAGAUGUGAUAAACAUCCUACCUAAGGUUACCAAAGAUGUGUAUUUCUAUUACAUGAAGAUCAACGGGAGACAACUCUCAAGUAUUAUCAAGAAUUCAUCUCAUGUGACUAGAAUUGGUUUUAUUAAAUGCAAGAUAAGCAUAACUAGUUCGUCAUUGGACUUCAGUAAACCUAUCUAUAAAGACGAAGACAAAUACUCAAUUAAAUCACUCAACUUCAAAGGCUGCGGUGAUGGAGUAAGAGGUGGAAUAAUGACAGAAGACGACUUUCAAAAGAUAAUCAAAGCCAUCAGUGAAUCUGGCCUCAGAGAUAGCCUGACAAAGCUCAGAACCUCGAUGAUGAAUAUUGAAGAGGAAUUUAUCAAAGGGAUGAUGGAGGAAUAUGAUCUGGAAAAUAUAGAAUUAAUCCAAGUUAUUAAGAAAUAAAUAGUCCUAUUAUUCAAUCA
Messenger RNA from Moneuplotes crassus, 881 nucleotides. NCBI's taxonomy places the organism in Eukaryota, Ciliophora, Spirotrichea, Euplotida, Euplotidae. The record is from the annotation of a GenBank genome assembly.